AAUUGGAUACACUCUGACACUCAAACCAAGUUGCGAAAAAGGCGUUACAGCAAAUCUACAGCGAUUGAAGAUGAGAAGAAGAUGAAGACAGCCAGUCCUCAAGUUCUUGUCGUUUUCCCGCCAAAUCAGCUGCUGCUUUCUCGGCUUGGCCGAGUCGACGAUCCUCCUCUGUUCGACUCGGUACUCUUCACGCCAGUCCAAAUGCGGUCUGGUGGCGCGACUGGCCGCAGAUGA
Messenger RNA from Protopolystoma xenopodis, 234 nucleotides. The record is from the annotation of a GenBank genome assembly. Lineage: Eukaryota; Metazoa; Platyhelminthes; Monogenea; Polystomatidea; Polystomatidae.